AUGAUCCCCAAAGAGCAGAAGGAACAUAUGAGUGCCAUGGGGGACCUCUCUGGACCAGUCCCUUCCUUGGACUUGGGCAAGAAGCUGAGUGUGCCCCAGGACCUGAUGAUGGAGGAGCUGUCGCUGCGCAACAACCGGGGCUCCCUCCUCUUCCAGAAGAGGCAACGCCGUGUGCAGAGGUUCAUCUUUGAGCUUACAGCCAGCCAACGGGCCAUCCUGGCUGGAAGCGCCAAGGAGAAGGUGUUCAGAACAGGGGAGCCAGGGACGAUGAGCACAGACGAAGGCCCUGAGGGAGGGGGAGAGAACUACCGUUCGGAGCUCCACAUCUUCCCAGCCACGUCCGGGCCCCCCCAGGAUGCCCGCCCCGCAACCGCCUCAGCGGAGCGCCCCCGCACCCCCAGCGCCCUGGCACCCGGCUAUUCAGAGCCCCUGAAGAGUGUCCCGCCCGAGAAGUUCAACCACACAGCCAUCCCCAAGGCUUACCGAUGCCCCUGGGAGGAGUUCGUCAGCUACCGAGAUUACCAAGGGGAUGGGCGAAGUUACAUCCCCAGCGCCUCUGAGUACCGCAAUUUUAACAAGAUCCCGGUGCCAUUUGGAGGACCCCUUGUUGGGGACACUGUUCCCAAGGCAGCCAUGCCCUUUGUCCCAGAGCUCACCACUGGCUUGGAACUCCUCCGCCGCAGACCCAGUUUCAACAGAGUGGCCCAGGGCUGGGUCCGCCACCUCCCAGAAUCCGAGGACCUGUAG
Loxodonta africana (African savanna elephant) is the source of this 747-nucleotide messenger RNA. It is a transcript of the gene MYOZ3, whose product is annotated as myozenin 3. The coding region runs from base 1 to 747 and encodes 248 amino acids. The transcript is spliced from 6 exons. The record is from RefSeq and is a predicted model, not a curated record. Gene Ontology annotation, molecular function: telethonin binding; FATZ binding; actin binding. NCBI's taxonomy places the organism in Eukaryota, Metazoa, Chordata, Mammalia, Proboscidea, Elephantidae. Gene Ontology annotation, cellular component: Z disc; actin cytoskeleton.